ACCGACGAUAGCUCGGUAUUCAUUACUGCAUAUAACGCGCAAGCGCUGCACAAUAAUCAAACCGCUGCAAGCCGAAACCAGGAAACGCCGGAAACAAUUAGCACUCAGGGAUAAAAGUUAGCAUACUAAUCAUCCUUGUUACUGUGCACACCUUCGGUUUAACUCUCAAUAGCACUCUCGCAAGCAAACCGCGCGGUGACGAACAGCAAUGGCGACGCAUGUAACCCUGUCAUCGGGCCACCAAAUGCCAACUGUCGGGCUCGGCGUGUACCAGUCGCGCCCCGGGGAGGAGACGUACGAUGCCGUACUGAGCGCCCUGAAGCUGGGUUACCGCCACGUGGACACGGCGCAGUUCUACGGCAAUGAGGCCGACGUGGGGCGGGCGGUGCGCGACUCGGGUGUUCCGCGAGAGGAGGUCUUCGUGACCAGCAAGCUGUGGCGAGUGGACUACGGCUACGAGACCGGGCUGUCCUCGCUGCGCGCCUCGCUGUCCCGACUGGGGCUGCCGUACCUGGACUUGAUGCUGCUGCACUCGCCUGGGGAGCCGGAGGCGCGGGAGGGGGCGUGGAGGGCGCUGGAGGAGGGGGUGAAGCAGGGCCUGGUACGCAGCAUCGGUGUCAGCAACUUCGGCAUACCGCACCUGCAGAAGCUGCUGCGGACCGCCAGCAUACGACCCGCCGUGAACCAGGUCGAGGUGACCCCCUUCCUGCAGCGGCGGGAACUCGUGGAGUACUGCAAGCGGGAGGGCAUCGUGGUGCAGGCGUACUCUCCCCUCAGCAAGGGCCAGCAGCUGAAUGACCCACGGGUUGUUGAGAUAGCGCAACGGCUGGGCGUGUCGCCGGCGCAGGUCAUGCUACGCUGGAGUCUGCAGCAGGGUCUGGUUCCGCUGCCCAAAUCGGUUCACCCGGAGCGCCAAGCUGCCAACCUGGCCGUCUCCUCCUUCGCACUGAGCGAGCAAGACAUGCGGGAGCUGGGGGGGCUGGAGGCGGGACUAGUCACCGGGUGGGACCCCGUGGCGCAGGACCCGGUUUGAAGAGAGGGAGGGCGCGUUACGACGCAUAAGGACAGGCAUUUGCACUUGCAUGCAUGGGGCGUGGAUGGAUGAGGGGAGGGAGAGAACAGACGAGAGGAAGCUGUGCAGCAAGUCCCUGGCUUGUAACUGUUCAGGUGUACAGACCGUAAGUGGGUAACUGUAUACCGUAUUUAUGUGGCUGCGUGGUUGGCCCUGCGCCAUUCCAAUUGACGGGUGUUGGUGAAGGAUGAUUGGAUGUACGGUAGCAAUCUCGCAAACGGGCGUGUCGUUAGUGGCCCACUUGGUGUGGAAUGCAUACUGUACGUGUGUUGACGAGUACGGGUGUUCAUGAGGUAGGGGAAGGAGAGGCGCUGAUUUCCAUGUCGGACGAUGGUACGUGAAAGGAUAUCGCGGGGUUGGCUCCAAUCAGGGCGAUGGGAUUUAAGCUGCGAGUGGGAACUGCCGUAUUAAGUUGUACUGCAAGAGAUUUAACUGACAAGCGGUUUGCAUGGUUGUAACUGAUUGGUAGAGAGCAUGUUGCAUUUGGACUAAGGACGAUGUGCUAGACAUAAAUUACGCUACACUGCCAUAAUCACCUUUGGCUAGGUAGUAUGGCUGUCUGGACAGAAUUUUUAACACAUAAACUGUCGAUUAGGGAGCGGUGACUGAGUUUGAACUUGGCUAAAGAUGCUGCUAUCAUGUUGCUUUAGUCCACGUGCAAAAGAACCGGAAUACUCCAAGCCUGGGUCGUCGCCUCAGCGUUCUCAACCGCAAGUUAUAACGCAGCCAGAGGCACCAGUGCUCUCAAGAAACAGCAACAAUGUCAAGGGAAUCUUAACAGCUGCAUUCAAUCGGGUGUCCCUUUCAAAGCCUGACGACCAACACCAGAACUCCACCGGUGCCCAAUCCCAGCACGAGCCGCUACUGCAGCUGCUGCCCGUGUUGACUUCCUUGGAGGGCGGAUGGUGGGAUCAGCUGGAGAGGGCGGUGGCGGCCGCCGCGCAGCACCUGGCAGCCACACACGCAUGCAUCUUCCUCAUCUCCGGAGAUGCCACCUACGCAGCCCCGCUGGCGCUCAUCGGGCCGCCCGCUCCCCCGCUGUCAGUCGGCGUGCCGCUGCCGCUGCCGCCGUUGCCCUCGGGGCCGGCCACAUCAUCCCCCGGGGCAACAGCAGCUACUGCUGCCGCUGCUGCGGGUCGCAACACCCCCGGGCCCGGCGCCAACAGCGGGCACUGUUCGGGCGGUGGAGGUGGUGCGGUGGGGGCUUCAUCCUCUCUGGCGUCGUGCUCCUCCACUGGGGAACUUGGGGCAGCAGGAGCAGCGGCAGGGGUCCUCCCGGGGCGGGGAGAGAAGGGGGCGGGGACAGGGGUGCUGCUGCCGCCGCCCUCGUGUGCCGCCGCGGCCCUCCUGGCGCAACAGCCGCACCCCGACCAUCCAUCCCGCCUGCUGCUCCUCACCGAUCUGCCCCCCAGCAGCAGCGGCCUCUUCAGCCACCUCCACCACCACCACCAUCAAUCCCACCAGCAACAACAGCAACACCACCACCCUCAGCACCAGCAAGGCGCCCCCUGUAAUGGCAUCGACUCCCAUGCAAGCAGCGCUGCAGGGGGUGCUGGUGGCGGCGGCGGCGGCGGGCGCAGGUGGAGUCAGGGCGGUGGAGGCGGUGGAGGAGCGGCGGCGCUGUUGCCCCCCGAGUGGUCCCAUCUAGCGGCGGCCCGGGGGGGCGGCUGCUCGCACUUUGCAGCGGUGGCCAUUCCCUGGGGGCAUGUGCCGCUGGGGGUGCUGAGCCUGGGGGCGGAGGGCCCCCGGCGCCCGCCCUGCUGGACCCCCGAGUCGCUGCACUGUGUGGCAGCGCUGCUGUCGGCGCCCCUGCGCACCCCGCAGGUUGAUCUGGCCUGCCGGGCGCUGUCGGAGCUGUCCGCCGCCGUGACGGUGCACCAGGUGGUGCGGGUGCUGCUGGGGGCGGCGGAGCAGCUGGUGGGGGCGGUGAGCAGGAUCGACACGCAGGCGCGGGUGGCGUUCCUGCUGCCGGACCUGGACUCCGCCGCGGUGUUCCGCUCCGCUGCCACCGAUGUGGUGGGUCCGGCACUGCGGCGGAGGCUGAGCGAGGUACUGCUGGUGGACACCACUGCUGCUGCUGCUGGGG
Molecule: messenger RNA, 3158 nt
Organism: Astrephomene gubernaculifera
Lineage: Eukaryota; Viridiplantae; Chlorophyta; Chlorophyceae; Chlamydomonadales; Astrephomenaceae
Source: the annotation of a GenBank genome assembly